AUGACAGAAGAAUGGAUCAACUGGCUUCAUCUACCGGUUUCCUCUUGUGUUUCCUUACCUACCAAAGAUACUAAAUAUCGACCUACGAAUUUGGCUCUGUUUAUUGCUGCGCUAGACCACCUUCUGUGCCUACUGGAAACUUGGCGACCGCCGAGUUUUUUUUUCUGCCUGGUUGAUUAUCGAUCGAAGGAUGUAAAUAAUGGGCUAAAUAAGUCGGUAGAACGUUUUCAACAUUUAGUUCUUCGAGAUUUGUUCCGUUCACCCUACGGUGCCAUGGUUUCCUCUCGCCUUCGAAACCUCCGUCCCACACCCUUGUCGGAGUGCCUAUCUGGCUGGCACGCAUCCAAUCAAACCCAUAAAACGUUUACCUCAGGCUCAUCUACCAUAGACCUAGGUGAAAAAAUCCGCCUUUCCACCUUGGAUCUAAAAUCUGACUCUCUUCACUCUCCUUCGUCUUUUUCCUCAAAUGUCAAAUCCUCCCCCCUUAGUGCUGCUUCCCAUCUUUCAAUGCAAGCUAAUAUUCGACCAGAGCCAUCUUGUUCCCUCCCUCUUUUGUUGGAUCACGAGAUAAUCGUUACUGUCCUCAUGGUUAUAUACCUUUUUGCAUUCCCAUAUGAACACCUGAUAAGUAAUACUUCAAUAAAUGAUAUACUUUCAUACAGCAAUAAAACAUCUAUUUCAAAUGACGAAUUAAUAACUGACAGCGAAGGGACGAUUGGCCAACAAAAGGAAAGGCAAAAAGAAUUGCCAAGUGGUCAUGACAAACAUUUGAGUAUGAUGGGAGCGCUGUCCAAUCUAGUAGUUGAACAGAACUCUGCUUGGCUGCCAGAGACAAGAUCUGAACUCCAUGUCUUGAGGCUAUUGCUCAGUCGACUUAUCGCAUCUACACACAAGGGACCGCCUAUCGGGAAACGAUGCAUUGAAUCGUCUGCUGUGAUUGCUAAAGCCUAA
Molecule: messenger RNA, 951 nt
Organism: Protopolystoma xenopodis
Lineage: Eukaryota; Metazoa; Platyhelminthes; Monogenea; Polystomatidea; Polystomatidae
Source: the annotation of a GenBank genome assembly